AUUCUUAAGAAGUGAAGUAGAUAAAUUUCUUGUAGGCACGAGCAAUACAGUACCUAGGCCCUUAGACAUUUUUUACAAAAAUCGAAUCCCGUACACAUUUUUAGCUAUGGGGCUAAUCUCAUCAGUUUAUUGCUGGUCGAGAAAGUAUUUCGGGGAACUAAAAGAAUCUUACAUAUCCGCGGAACUCGGUCAUGAUUCCCCCAUAUUCAAACUCGAUGACUAUCGUAGCCGAAGAUUUGCAAUUUUAGAGCUUUUAGAAAACCGAAUGGAAGAAUUUAUCGUGCGUAGAAACCCAGUUAUACUACCCAACGAAACAACAAUGGAAGAACCCAAAAGUUGCUUAAAUCCUAUUAUCUUCAUCAAUAUCGACAUAUCGCCUACACAAAUCCAGACUGCUUUUACAUACCUAGAUAAAGGUAGACAAGUUGGACAGAAGCAAAACUUUGAAUGUAAUAUGCGACCAUUGAAUAGUUUCAUCAAGCAAUCAGAAAUAUAUCAAAGACCAGUACUACAAAUAUCAAAUAGACUGAAGUUAGGUUUAGAAAAGAUUUUUGGUGACUACCUUGAAUUAUACUCAAGUUACGAAAAAAAUGGGAAAAAAAGAAUACCAGCAUCAAAAUUACUUGGCCGGGCUUUCCAAAAUAUGCGGAAGAGAAGGAUUUCAAGUAAUGUUGAAUGGAUAAAAACAAGUAAAAAUCGACCAAAGAAAAUCAGAAAAUUAUUUGUUUCCUCAAACCCAAACCUAUUUGAACAGCUUACGGCAAACUUUGACAUGGACGAUUUUUUUGUGUCGAACGACGAAUUUCCUGCUUCGGAUAGCAAGUUAUUUACUACAUGCCAUCCAGGUUACAUGUAUUUUUUUAUGCUCACAUAUCUGCACUGUCUCAACAAGCAAAUAGAGAAAAAAUUAGAAAGUAAUGUAGGAUCGAAUUGGCGAGCCAACAACAUUUGGUAUAGCGUCUCUAUUGACAAAAAGCUACUGUAUACUGUAUUCGGCUCAAUAAAAAAAUUGGAAAAAUUAUUCUUUGCAAGUGGAAUACUCGGGAAGGACGACGAACUUCGAAAAGCAAAAUUCUGUACCCGUGGUGAAGAAAUUUUACAAGCUAUCCAACACAAGUAUCAGCAUUUGGACUUUAGGUUGAAAUCAUACUUUGUUGUUGCACAGAUAUCUUCAAAGCAUAUUCAACUUAGUUUGCAUCAAGUGGUCAAACUGACAUCACCUGGAGAAGAUCCAGCGUCCAUCAUUAUUCAGGAUGAAAUAAUACAUAUCGAUGAUGUAUAUGAUACACUUUGUAAGAGUAUUAUGAAGAGCAUACAAAUCAAUUAUCAAGUUGACUAUUGUACCACGCAUAAGUACGGUAAAGAUAUACAAUAUGAUUUCCAGUCAUUUGAGAUGUAUAGCAAUAUUUAUCGAAAUUUAAAACCAUGUGUUGCUGAACUUUUCGAAAAAAACAAAUCAAAUUUGGACAUGAAUUCCAAAAUACAACUGAAUAUCAACACGAAAUGCGGCUGCAGUAUAAGCAUAUUUCUUCGUGAUAUUAUUGAAGGAGGCCUUAUGUCAGUGACAGAAAGUAUUACAACUGAUACAGUGGCUUCUUUGACUAACAAAAGAUUAUUUGGAAACUAUGUAUCGAAUUAUAUUUUUGUGUUUGGAGAUCCAUUCAAUCUGGGGCAGGGUUCAAAGAUCCACAUCAUAUACACCAUGAUUAUGAAAAAAGCAAUUGAUGACGGCGUUUAUAUUAAAGAAAAAGACACAAUGACAUUUGUACUAGGAGAAUCAAUUUUCCAAUUACUGGAGACGUUUUUAACUGGGAAAAAGCCUUACAUGUUUGAUAGGUUUGUCACUGGAACUUUGUGCCAAGUAUCAAGCAAUACAUACGGGAUGCGGAUUCUAUCAUAUCAUUCACGCGAUUCAAUGCCUUUCACCCGAAUAAACAGUGAUGGUGAUAUCAAAAAUACUAUUGCAGGUACUGGUAGUUAUUUGAUAUUUAUUCAGAAAGGGAAGCCAGUUUCAACAAAAGGGCUUAUAAUUCAAAUGAAAUACGGAUGUUGUAAGUUCGUUGCCAUGAUUAUUCUACUUCGUUUGUGCUAAUGUGACUCACUUCUACUUACACAAAGCUACCGAAUUAAAAAUUCUUCAAUUAGAAAGUUCAACCAGUACUGUUCCGGACAAGUAUACACUAUUGCACGGCGACACUCCUGGUGAUACUUAUAAAAUAUUAUCCGAUGAUUUGACGUCUCGUAUUAUCAGAAACGUUGUGGUAGAAUAUGAGCUGAUUAGCAAUAAUUUAUCCAUCAAAAUAUCAAGAGGAUGUAUGGCCGAUAUUGAAGACUAUAUUGAUAAACCUUAUUACGCAACCGUAAAUAUCAUAGAGCCAUUGACACUCGCUUAUAUUUAACAUAUCAUUGCUUCAAUAAAAUUAUAUAUUACAUACAACUGAUUUAAA
Mucor mucedo is the source of this 2447-nucleotide messenger RNA. RefSeq lists its product as uncharacterized. Bases 107 to 2092 code for a protein of 661 amino acids. The transcript has 5 exons. The record is from RefSeq and is a predicted model, not a curated record. Lineage: Eukaryota; Fungi; Mucoromycota; Mucoromycetes; Mucorales; Mucoraceae.